AUGGAAGAAGAAUUAAAUUCGUCCAUACUUGGAUCAUACGAAUUUUGGAAUAAUUUAUACCAUGAAGAAAUUGAAAAUUUUUAUGAUCAUGGAGAUGUUGGAGAAAUUUGGUUCGGAUUGGAAACUUCAAAAAGAAUUGUUAAUUGGAUAAAUGAAAGCAGCUUAAUAAAAAAAGAUGAUUCCAUUAUCGAUUUAGGUUGUGGUAAUGGAAUGCUUUUAAUUGAAUUAAGUAAAUUAGGUUUUACUAAUUUGCAUGGUAUUGACUAUUCAUCGAAUGCAAUAGAUUUAGCUAAAGCAGUAUGUGAUAAAGAACAGUGUUCAGUUAAUUUUUUCGUCAAAAACAUUGUCGAUGAUGUUUUCGAAUCAAAAUAUAAAGUGUGCUUGGACAAGGGAACUUAUGAUGCGAUUAGUCUUGAUCCAGAAGAUGCAAAAUCCAAAAGACUUUCAUAUAUAAAAAAUAGUAGUGAGUUAUUAGAAGAUGAUGGAUUACUCAUUAUUACUUCUUGCAAUUGGACUGAUGUCGAAUUAACUCAGCAUUUUAACAAUUUCGAAGUAUUAGAAAAUAUUCCAGCUCCAGUUUUUAAAUUUGGUGGAAAAACUGGUAAAACUGUUAGCACAGUGGUUUUCAAAAAAAAAAGAUAG
Pediculus humanus corporis (human body louse) is the source of this 642-nucleotide messenger RNA. RefSeq lists its product as uncharacterized. Gene Ontology annotation, cellular component: cytoplasm. The record is from RefSeq and is a predicted model, not a curated record. Gene Ontology annotation, molecular function: protein-lysine N-methyltransferase activity. The transcript is spliced from 4 exons. NCBI's taxonomy places the organism in Eukaryota, Metazoa, Arthropoda, Insecta, Psocodea, Pediculidae. Gene Ontology annotation, biological process: peptidyl-lysine dimethylation; peptidyl-lysine monomethylation. The coding region runs from base 1 to 642 and encodes 213 amino acids.